Messenger RNA from Trifolium pratense (red clover), 1169 nucleotides. RefSeq names its product B3 domain-containing transcription factor VRN1-like. The record is from RefSeq and is a predicted model, not a curated record. The transcript is spliced from 5 exons. Bases 12 to 893 code for a protein of 293 amino acids. Gene Ontology annotation, molecular function: DNA binding. NCBI's taxonomy places the organism in Eukaryota, Viridiplantae, Streptophyta, Magnoliopsida, Fabales, Fabaceae.
UCAGCUCGAUCAUGGCUAAUGAAUCUCCUCAUGUGAAGCCAACCCAUUUUUUCAAGAUCAUAUGUGAUCAAAACCUUCAUGAGGGAAAGCUUAUGAUGCCAAGAAAGUUUGUGGAAAAAUAUGGAGAAGGCUUAACAAAAAUUAUAUGUUUAAAGACUCCAAAUGGUGAAAAAUGGAAAAUAAAUUUGGUAAAAAGUGAUGGUAAAAUAUGGUUUGAAAAGGGUUGGAAAGAAUUUGUAGAGUAUCAUUCUCUAGCUCAUGGACAUCUUGUAGUUUUCAAAUAUGAAAAAAUUUCCCAUUUUGAGGUACAAAUAUUUGAUAAGAGUGCAUUUGAGAUAAAAUACCCUUUGAAAAGAUUUGAUGCUAAAAGGGUAUAUAAUGGUCAAAAGAGGAAAGCUAACUUAGAAUUUCAUCAACCAUGUGAAAUUGGAAGUAGCAGUGGUGUUAAAGUUGAGAAAUUGCAAAAGGUAGCAGCUAUGAAUCAUAUUGAUAAAAAGUGUGAAGGAGAGCAAUUUGUUAUUGCUAAGAAAGUUAAAGCCCUUGACAGAGCAACUUCUUUCAGAACUUGUAAUCCAUCCUUUUAUGUUGUCAUGAAUCCAUCAUACAUGCAUGGUCCUUGUAAUCUGCAUAUACCAAGUGAGUUUGGCAAAAGACACUUAUUAGAUUUAGACAAUAAGCAGGGAGAUAUUCAUCUUAGGCUAUUAAAUGGGAAAGUUUGGUCAGCAAAGUACCUAAUUAGGAUAGCCAAUGGAUUAGAAAGAUAUGAAAUGUACUCAAGUGGAUGGAAGGAAUUUGCAAAGGACAACAACUUGAAAGUUGGUGAUGCUUGCACCUUUGAGCUCUUACCUACUAGCUCUAUAGUUACCUUCAUUGUUCACAUCUUUAAGGAUUAAUUCUUUUGAGGCAGACAAUUGAGUUUCUUCAACAUCUCUCAAGAAUCAACACUAACUACUAAGGAAAGGAGCUUUUUUGAAAAUCAUCUUUGCUACCAAAUCACACCAUCACAACCAAAGAGUGUUUAAAAAAUGUUGUAUGAACUAGUUCAAGUUUUUGAACACUACUACCAAAAAUGUGAACAUUAUUACAUGUCUAGUACAUGUAACACUACAUAUUUUGCUUCUAUUUGGUGUUUGCACCUAGGCUUCACUUGAUGUAAUUUAAUUUCUAUU